AUGACUAAUCCAAAAUACGAAAUUUGUCUGAGCUACAUCAAUUCAUCUACUGGAGUACUACCCAUAGUUGCCAAACUACCGAUAUCUCUACAAGACAAGUGGACCUCUCAAGCAGCUGGAUAUAAAAAACGGAAUGAUGUAGCAUUCCCUCCAUUUUCCUUUUUUGUCGAGUUCAUCCGUGAAAUGUGCGAAAUCCGUAACGAUCCUGGACUUGUAUGUCAACCGUCCACAAACACAAACAUGGCAUACAGCAAACCUAGACCUACUGGCGCAGUCACUUCUCGUAAAAUUGAAAUUGUAUCAUCAACUCCGUCAACACGUUGUCCCAUACACAAUGCUGGACAUUCUUUGAACGAAUGCCGUGGUUUCAAAAGAAAAUCACUACGUGAGCGUCAAAACAUUCUACGUGAUAAGAAAUUAUGUUUCCGAUGUUGUGCCUCACAAAGUCAUGUGUCCAAAAAUUGUACAGCGGACAUUAAAUGUGAUAUUUGUGGUAAUCCUUAUCAUGUCACAGCGAUGCACAUUGAUCGUCGUUCUUCAAACCCCGAAUCCCCUACACCAGUCUCAACAGCGAAAACUGCCUUAAGCAAUGGCGGGGAGUAUGAAGAAGGAAAACAUGGGAGUCGUUCUUGCGGGAAGAUCGUUUUAGUGGACGUGUUUUGUCAAUCAAAUCCUGCGAUAGUUAUCCGUGUUUAUGCGACAAUCAAUGACCAGAGCAACCGGACGCUGGUGUCCCCUUAUUUGAUAGAUCGACUCGGAGUUACAGGAGAAUGUAAACCCUACACUCUUACGUCAUGCUCUGGUGUUACGACAGUCGCUGGACGCCGUGUGAACGGAUUAUGUGUCAAAGCCUUGGAUGGUACAACUACAUUCAACUUACCGGAAGUCAUUGAAUGUGAUUCUAUUCCUAGUGAGCAUCUUGAAAUACCUACUCCCAAAGUCGCUCAAUCACAACCGCAUCUACAAUGCAUUGCACCUUUCAUACCACCCCUAGAUCGCAAUGUGAAUGUUGAACUGCUCAUAGGACGUGACUUACCCGAUGUGCACCACCUUUCCAGUGUUCACAAUAUCAAUGUCAAGGACAAUGAUGAUGACAUAUUCAUACGAACACCAUUUGACAACAAGAUUGGACCUUCUGUUGAGGACCGCACGUUUGUAGCUCUUAUGGACGCAGAGUUCCACAAAGACACUGAUGGUUUUUGGUCCGCACCAUUACCUUUCAAGGAGUCAAAACCAGUGAUACCUAACAAUUAUUCACAGGCCUGGAAACGUGCUUUGAUCCUCAACACAAGUUUAAAGAAAGAUCAUCACAAACGACAAAACUUCUUAGCAUUCAUGUCAAAAGUCUUAGCUAGUGGGGCAGCAGAAGUUGCUCCUUCCGACAUACCUGGGGAAUGCUGGUAUUUACCCCUUUUUGGGGUGUAUAAUUCGAAAAAACCGGAUCAAAUCCGAGGAGUAUUCGACUCGUCGGCUGUGUUUCAUGACGUUUCAUUGAACAGUGUGUUAAUGUCUGGACCAGACUUAACAAACAACCUUGUUGGAAUCCUCAUGCGUUUCCGUGAAAAUGCAAUUGCUAUCAGUGGUGACAUUCAGCAAAUGUUUUAUGCAUUUCCUGUUCAUGAGGAUCAUCGUGAUUACCUCAGAUUCUUUUGGUACGAGGAUAACAACUUUGUAAAACCUUUAAUACAAUACCGAAUGAAAGCUCACGUUUUCGGUAACACACCAUCUCCAGCUGUUGCCACCUAUGGACUUCGAAAAUCAGUAUCUGUUGGUGACGAUGAUGUUCGUAAAUUUGUUUACAACAACUUUUACGUCGAUGAUGGACUGACGUCGCUUGCUACAGAAUCAGAAGCAAUCAACCUGAUGAGAAAAACACAAGCAACACUGAAAAACAACGGAAACAUUCGUCUCCACAAAAUCGCUUCAAACAGUGUGAAUGUGAUGAAAUCAUUUCCUAUAGAUGACCUAGGAAGCGAUUUGAAGGAACUAAAUCAUUGUGCAGACAUAUGCAACUUACCUGUACAACACAGUUUAGGAAUGCAGUGGGACUUAAACUGUGAUAUGUUUGUGUUCAAAAUCUCUAAUGCUGAAAAACCUUACACCCGCAGAGGCCUUCUAUCGACAAUGAACAGUAUCUUUAAUCCAAUGGGAUUUAUGUCUCCAGUCACUAUCAGUGGAAAAAUUCUACACCGUGAACUUGUAUCUCCUGGAUGUCACUGGGAUGAACCACUUACGGAGGAACAUUUGAGAAGAUGGCGAAUCUGA
Magallana angulata is the source of this 2265-nucleotide messenger RNA. RefSeq lists its product as uncharacterized. The transcript has 2 exons. Lineage: Eukaryota; Metazoa; Mollusca; Bivalvia; Ostreida; Ostreidae. The record is from RefSeq and is a predicted model, not a curated record. Bases 1 to 2265 code for a protein of 754 amino acids.